AUGGAGGACGUAGAUAAAUCUAUUGCGUCAGAGGCGACCGCGUCGGCAGUUCAAGACACUACGAAGGCGUCGGCAGAUGUUUCAAAUGGGUGUUGUGCAAUGCUUUGGCGAUUGCCGCUCGAUGCGCUGAAGGUUCUGGACUCCUUGCCGGCUGCGACGUACGGCUUGGAUGGCCUUCUAAAAGAUAGCAGUGGACCGCGUGAGGACGUAAGCGCGCCAGUUGUUUUAGGCCAGCAAGGCAGCAUGUCUGCUGAAGAGGAGACAGGGCAAGGCAACGUGCCCGCCGACGUGGAGGAUGAGAACAUGCCGCUAUCUUUGCAGACGUUGGCGCAUACAGGCAAUGACCUUGCUUGA
Prorocentrum cordatum is the source of this 354-nucleotide messenger RNA. The record is from the annotation of a GenBank genome assembly. NCBI's taxonomy places the organism in Eukaryota, Dinophyceae, Prorocentrales, Prorocentraceae.